Calliphora vicina (urban bluebottle blowfly) is the source of this 1464-nucleotide messenger RNA. RefSeq names its product cytochrome P450 4d1-like. Lineage: Eukaryota; Metazoa; Arthropoda; Insecta; Diptera; Calliphoridae. The record is from RefSeq and is a predicted model, not a curated record. The coding region runs from base 16 to 1464 and encodes 482 amino acids. The transcript is spliced from 4 exons. Gene Ontology annotation, molecular function: monooxygenase activity; oxidoreductase activity, acting on paired donors, with incorporation or reduction of molecular oxygen; heme binding.
AAACGUCUUAUACGAAUGAGAUAUUUAGCGCGUAGUUUCGUUGGCCCCAAAGCUUGGCCAUUGCUGGGCAAUGCAUAUUUGUUUUUGGGUGUCAAACCAGAAGAUCUGGUUCAAAUUAUGGCCAAUAUUUUCAAAGACUAUGGCAAAACGGUGAAAUUGUGGUUAGGUCCUGUAUUAGCUAUUUUUAUGCAAGACGCCAAUGAUCUGGAAUAUAUCUUGGGUACCAACAAUUUGCUGAUAAAAUCUCAGGAUUAUGAUUUUCUUAACGACUGGUUGUGCGAGGGUCUACUCAUUAGUAAACCACCUAAAUGGUUUAAACGUCGCAGAAUUCUAACGCCUGCAUUUCAUUUUACAAUAUUGGAGCAAUUUAUUGAGUUAUUUGAACAUAAUACACGAAUUUUUGUGAAAAAUCUACACGAAGCAGCUGAGAAGAGCAACGGUCUUAUUCAAAUGGAUCAUUGGGUACAUUUGCUAACACUGGAUAUUAUCUGUGAAACUGCUAUGGGCGUAUCUUGUAAUGCUCAGACCAAUGCUGACACGGAAUAUGUUAGAGCUGUUAAAACCAUUUCAAGCAUCCUAUUUAAACGCAUGUUCGAUAUUUUAUAUCGCUUCAAACUAAUCUAUAAAUUUACCAAAUUGGCCCAGGAAGAAAAGAAAGCCUUGGCUGUUUUGCAUGGUUUCUCAGAAAACGUUAUCCUCGAAAGACGUGAAGAGCUUUUGAAAACCAAAGAGAAUUCGGCACAACCACAAUCUGAUGAUGUGGGUUUGAAACGUAAAAUGACAUUCCUGGAUAUUUUACUACAGUCUGAAAUUGAUGGAAAGCCCUUAAGUAAUUUGGAUAUACGCGAAGAGGUGGACACUUUUAUGUUUGAGGGUCAUGAUACCACAUCUUCAGCUAUAAAUUUUUGUUUCUACAAUUUAGCUAUGAAUCCGAAAUAUCAACAGAAAUGCUUCGAAGAAAUUAUAAAAGUAUUUGGAAAAGAUAAAACUAAGCCGGUUUCCUAUAAGGGUCUUAAUAAUUUACAUUAUGUAGAAUUGUGUAUCAAGGAGACGUUGAGAAUGUAUCCUUCGGUACCUUUAAUUGGCAGGAAAGUAACGGAGGAUUGUCAUAUAAAUGGAAAAAUACUUCCUGCAGGCACAAAUAUUAGCAUUUCUAUUUUCCACUUGGGCCGUCAAGAAGAUUUAUUUCCCGAACCCAAUACAUUUAAGCCUGAACGUUUUGAAAUGAUUUAUACUACCGACAAAAGGAGUGCCUAUGCCUACAUACCUUUCUCGGCUGGUCCACGUAACUGCAUUGGACAAAAAUUUGCCAUGUUGGAAAUAAAGACUGUUUUGGCUAACGUUUUGCGUCACUAUGAACUUGAGUAUGCGGGGAAAAAAGAUGAAAAUCUAUUGCUAAUUGCGGAUUUGACAUUGAGCCCAAGGGACCCAUUAAUGUUUAAAAUUAAACCAAGAGUGUAUUAG